Enterobius vermicularis (human pinworm) is the source of this 207-nucleotide messenger RNA. The record is from the annotation of a GenBank genome assembly. NCBI's taxonomy places the organism in Eukaryota, Metazoa, Nematoda, Chromadorea, Rhabditida, Oxyuridae.
AUGUCACAGUCGGCCUCUGAUGACGGAGAUUUGCUCGUCACAAAAGAUAUUGGCUUACCGAAGCUGGAGGACACGUUCACUCUAAACCAGCUGGCGCACAAGAAAGAUCUUGAAGCACCAAAAUGUAAGGUUUCAUUUUAUUUUCUUGGAGACUAUUUUAAUUCGUAUGGAUUUCACACUUAUUUAUCUGGAGAAAACAGUCAGUAA